AUGUCGACCUUCGACGGCAUUGUAGACGAGUUCCCUAAUAUCCGCAUUGACUAUUUCCGUCAACAUGGCAAGGUUCCACCUGCAGCGUGCUUCCUCAGUCACGUCCAUAGCGACCAUCUACUUGGCCUUGAAACGUUGCGCAUGCCUUUUGUGUAUUGUUCGGCAGCUACACACAGGAUCUUACUCAAGAUGGAAAAGUAUCCGCAUCGAAUCAACUUUUCGAAAGGCAUUCUAGAAGCCAGGAAGCAGACAUACAAGCAUCUCAAGCAGAUUCUGAGACCUCUUCCAUUAAAUACUCCCAUUGAACUGGAGCUGGGCCCAAAGUCCAGGAUACGUGUUACGUUGUUCGACGCAAACCACUGUCCUGGUGCGGUCAUGUUCCUGAUCGAGGGCGAAGGAAGAGCAGUACUGUAUACUGGUGAUGUGCGUGCUGAACCAUGGUGGGUUAACGCUACUAUUGCACGAAAUCCUGUUCUCAUACCAUAUACUAUAGGCCAAAAGACUCUAGAUUGCAUCUACCUUGAUACUACGUUUGCCUCACACCAAGACACCCACCGAGAAUUUCCCACAAAAUCCGAGGGCCUAAGAGAGCUAGUCAAGAAAAUGAAGGAGGCUCCAUCUGACAGUACGUUCUACUUCCGCGCCUGGACACUUGGAUACGAAGAUGUUUGGAUCACUCUGAGCAGCUUACUGCAGUCUCACGUUCACGUCGACGAGUAUCAGUUCCGAUUGUUCCGUGGUGUGGCAGAAGAUGGUUUAGAUGCACAACCAGGCCCUGCCCUUACUGGCUUUAAGAGUCAAAACACAAUCUGGGUGACCCCGAUAAUCUCACGACUGGGAGAUGGCACUGAGUUGGCCGAAAUUGGUGCUGGCGGAGGUAGAGGGGACCUCUACCUCCAACGCGAGGUCGAACUCAGUAAUAUCAAUGGCUUCAUGUUGGAAUCACUUCGAAAGCUAUGCAGAAACGCAAGCAACACAGAAGCAGUCGACAGGCUUGAGUCUGCGAUCGACAACGCACAAGACAACCACGUCCCCCGCUUUGUGAUAGAAGGACACGCCAUUGAUCCUGCAAAGGAACUGACAAUUCAAGACUUCCUCUCCCUCGCUAACAAACAACCAGCUUUGACCGAGCAAGAGAAGCUACCUACCACCACUUCGAACGUGAUACACUUUCCCUACUCACGACAUUCAUCCUAUUCAGAAUUACGACAUCUCGUCGGCACUCUCCGGCCCAAAGAUAUUUGUCCUUGCACUAUAGACCUCAAAAUCUGGAGUGAAGAAGUCAGCAUGCAAUCUCUGUUUGGAGACUUGUGCUCUGGACAAGAAUUCAGGUAUGACAAGUCGAUCCGCGAGGAAGUGGAGAGAAGAGCAGAAAGCAGCGAGACGCAAUCACAAAACCAGACACAACGAGACACACAGCAGUCUGAGAGUCAGGUGUUAGAAGGUGGAGAACAGUACAAGGACUGCUCUUCAGAGACAGCCAGCCCUCGCGUGGUAAGAACAUCGAACAAACCUCCUAUGCACAUCGCAGGGGACGCGCACACAAAAGACAACCCUCGCGCAGAUCCCCCCCAACAGCCACCUCAAACGCCGGACACAACACUCCCCGACAACAGAACACCCAGAGAAAGACUAGAACACGCAUGGAGAACACUAAAGCACACAGCAGACCACCACAACGACAAAACAAGCGAAGAACCAAGUCAAGAAGUAUUCACAAACGACACACCCGAACCCAACGCCUCACAAGCCAAAUCUGAUGCAGAAGUCGAGAAAUCUUCACCAGAGCAUACAACCGCUAUGCCCGCCGACGAUGUUCAGUCUCAAGUAGCUGAAGAGGGAAAUCUCGAACAGCAGAGUGAAGCGUAUGAAGCUGCGAGGAUAUGUUUGGAGACCGGGGAUGAUGCUGAUUGGCAGGACUUGUGUAUCGUGUCGUUGAGAGGGAGGAAACGUGUUUUGGAGGAGCAGGAGAUUUGA
Molecule: messenger RNA, 1977 nt
Organism: Lithohypha guttulata
Lineage: Eukaryota; Fungi; Ascomycota; Eurotiomycetes; Chaetothyriales; Trichomeriaceae
Exons: 2
Coding region: 1-1977 (658 amino acids)
Biological process (GO): interstrand cross-link repair; double-strand break repair via nonhomologous end joining
Molecular function (GO): 5'-3' DNA exonuclease activity; damaged DNA binding
Source: RefSeq, a predicted model, not a curated record